AUGGGUAUGCCAAUGUCUACGAUGACUAGUGCUAGAUGUCAGCAUCUCGUCAUGAUUAGUGCUAGAUGUGAUAAACCCCAUUCAUGCAAACAUUGUCAUAAACGCUUUGCAUUAGCGUGCAAUCUGAGAGCUCAUUUAAAAACUCAUGAAGGUGAACAUCAUGAAAAAUGUACUCAGUGUGGUAAGGUCUUCCCAGCUGCUGCUAAAAAAUUGACUCAUGGUUAUUGUCAGCCUUGUUACCAGAACAGCAAUGGAAUAGCUUUGACUAAGAAAUUUGCUAGUCCAAGUGAUGAAAAUGAGCGCGAUGUGGCAAAAUCACCAGUCACCGAAUCAUCAAGUGAACACCAUGGUUCCAUCAAAAGAGAAGUUAACUCUUCAACAGAACUACCUUCCACGACAUCUCCACCACCACCUCCUCCUAUGUUGUUAGGGAUGUUAGAUCAGGUGAUGAUGAGAUACAGAGAAGCGGGAGGUCUUCUGCCACCAUCAUUGUCAGCUCUGAGGUUCUUGGAAGGCAUGCCAGUUCUCUCUCAGAGAAAUUAACUACUGUCCUCAUAGAAAUAAAAGAACAUUCAUGGUAUAUCUUGUUGUCACAUUUGCCUAGAACAAUGUGCCUAAAAGUGCCUUACAUGACCGAGAUUGCAUUCUCUGCACAUGACAACUUACAGAGGCAAAUACAGCAAUUCUUCUGCAUAAGACACUGCCUUGAAAAGCUCAAGAUAAACAGUUUAUUAUUCUGUUGCGCAAGGUUUCUUUUCCGGAAAUUUUAUAAUAAAAAGUACAACGAGAGACUAUUCGGCAGACUGAUAAAUUAUGUUGAAAAGCUUUUGAAAUUGCACUUAUUAUAGUUAUUAAUGCAGACAUUUCAGACUGUAUUAUGGAGCUUACUGUAUUUGAAUUAGUUACUACUGAAGCCUUAUUCUCCUAUGUAGUUUUUGAAGAAUUGUUUAAAUUUGAAGUUUUGAGCUGUUUUGAUUCUGUUUAAAACUGUAAUAUUUAAGAAUUAGGAUUAUAUCUUAAAUAAUUCAAAUUUAAGUAAGCUGUUUAAAUUUGAGCUUCUGACAUUAAAAUGAACAACAGAAGAAAUUUUUAAGCCAUUGAAGUAAUCGUUGUAAUAAGUGAAAUGCAAAGCUUAUUUUUUUCUCUUUCUGCUGUCGAUAUAUCAUUCAUUUCGAAGUUAAUUAAAAACGGAUCAAAAAUAUGAAAUGAAAUGGAUUAAAAUCAUUAAGCAGGACUGUAAUUAAACUACUUAUAAAUAGUUAAAUUACAGUCCUGCUCAAAAUAUAUACAACUAGGCAAGUAAAUUAUGUAUAUACAUACUAAAAUGUUUAUGUACCACUUUUAUAAUUAUUUUUAUUUUAAUUUUGUAUUGAAAAUAUACACUUACAAUAAGUGUUACUGUAAUUAAUUAACUCGCUUAAAUUACAAUAACGAAUCAUAAUAUUAAAAAGAGGCUUUUAUAUUUAUUAAAUAUUGCUGCAAAAUAGGCACUGCAUGCGCGAAGUUAUUUUAUUGCACCUUACCUGUACGAAAAGUAUUUAGUUUUAUCUUGUUUUGUACACGACACAAAGUAAUUAAUUUUUAAUUCAAAAAUAUGUUUCAAUUUUUGCGCACUUUUCAACAUUGUGCUAUUUUAUAAGUAAAUUGUCAUGUAAGUUAUGUAAAAAAUCCGAAAAUCAAAUACUAAAUCAAUUAGUUUUUUUUUCACUGUUAUAUGAUAAAUAUUUUUUUUCAGUUUUAUGAUAUGUUGCUAGUUAAACGCGUAAAUGAAGUACAGUAUACACUGUAAUUUCAUUUAUGUUGAAUAUAUAUAGUCAAAUUUAUUUCUGAACUUAUAGUACGUAUGUUAUAAAUAAAAGUGAAAGAUAGGGUGUUAAUAAAAAUGCAUCAUUUUUGGAACAAAUCUAUUAAAAAUAUGUUUUAUUUCACUAGUUUGAAAAACUAAGUUAAAUUACCUGAUUUAAAUAUUUAUCUUACUAAGUCAUAUUUUUUUUUUUUUUUUUUUUUUUUUUGUUCUUAACUAAUAUGUAGCUUAUAAAAAUAUCCGAAACUUUGAAGUUCAAAUUAAUAAUGUGUCACAAAAUUCUUAUUUAUUUACUUGAUAUCCCAUCUAUUGUACAACAAAACUGAUCCAUAGUACAAUAAAUUUAUGCUUGCUUUUAAAAAAAUUUCAAUUAAUUUAAUAAAAAUUGGAUUUUAAUGACUUUUAAUUAAUAUGAAAUUGAAUUUUAAAAUUUCAUUUAAUUAAUUAAAUUUUAUUUUAUGUAAACGACACGCGAAAUGUGAUAUAGUUUUUUACGUCUGUGAUCUUUUGUUUUGAGUAAACGUUUGUCACUGAAAUAAUGAAUUAAGUUAUUUUUCAUUAAAUAAGAAUUUAAUUUUAACAUCGUGUCUUAGACUUGUGUAGAUAGUUCAAGUAAAUAGGGACAAAAGCGAAAGCUCACUUGCUAAGCAUUUAAACGUCUACUUAGUCAAGUUUACGAAGCAUUAAAACGUCCACACUAUGCAGUCAUUAUUAUAACGUCACAGGAAAGAAAUCUGAAAGAAAAUUAUAAUGAAUUUAUUCUAUAAAUAUUCUACCUCUAAUUUAUCUCCAAUGAUAAAUGUAGUAUUUUAAAAAUUUCUAUGAUAAUUCAGUCAGUUAAAGAAUGAAAAUAAAAAUGGUUAUAUACAUAAGUAGUCAUAUUAUUUAAGAAGUAGGCUUAAGAGUGUUCUCGAAGUCUUGAACUGACAUAUUUGAGUUCCAGAAUUGACAAACUCAACUAUAAGCAUCUUCAUCAUCGUUGACAGGGGGGGGAAUUAAAAUUAUAUUUUCUGCUGUACUAAAAAUUAACGAUACUUAAACAUCUGUUAAAAUGAAAUUCACAGUUAUUUAUUUAUUAUUACCGAAAAUUAAUCAAUGCGAUUGUCAUAAUAAGUAUAGCUACUGGUAUGUAAUAAUACCAUGCAUACUAUUACGAGAAGUGUGCGUUCUGUAAGAUUACAUAUUAUUGUUAUAUAAGUCAUUUUCAAAGAGUAUUGUUGGUUCUUUCUGAUAUAUCAAUUAAAAAUUAUUCUUGAUUAUUGCAGAUAGAUGACUUUAAAAAGCAUUCCCUGCUUCUACAGGUCCAUCGAUUUCAGCUUUUUAUAUAAUCAUUAAAUACUGUAUAACUUUACAUUUACCUUUAUGAAUAAGCUUCAUUAAAACUCAAGGCUGUCGAUCGCUUGACUCGUGCUUCGAUACACAUUUUCCAAUAUUAUAAUUACUGACUGACAGAAACCUGUCAUGAAAGAUUAUUCAGCAACAUUUAAAGACAUUUCUUCAAUCUAAGGUUGUAAUUAUAGACAUUUAUUUGAACGUUCAUUGUCAUUCGUCUGUCGUUCUGUAUAAAAACGUGCAUGGUUUUUCUGGUCUUUGAGGUUAAAUCUGCAGCACUGGCAGACUCCGGUCUACAAUGACGACAUAAAUUUAAUUUCAAAUUUGCAAAAAAUAUGAUAGUGUCAUUUAGAUAGUCAUUAACCAAGGCAUAGUUGUAUAACUUUCAUUUUACCCAUGUUACAUACGGGGACACAUUCUGGAAGACGGGCUUAUGGACUAUUGAGCUAGAUGAGAUUAAGAGUUUACUCGUGAUAUGUAGCAAAUUAGUAUUAAAAGUAUACUUGUUAUAGUAAAAAGGUAAUAAAACCUUUUUAUCUUUUAAUGAAAUCAUCAAGUGCUCAAUUUAAUUUUAUGUUGAUUUUAACAUGUCAUGAAAAUUAAUUGUUACAAUUGGUAUGUCUCGGACUUAUGAGACACGAUUUCAUUGAAAUGAAUUAAUUUCAAUAAGAGUGCUUCAAAGUUCAAGUCUCAAAGAAGAUCGUCAUCAGCAGCUAAUAAAAUAUAAAUUUGUGGGAAUUAAAAAUUAAUUCCGGAGACUGUAAACAAAUGGUGAUAAUAUUUUGUCAUAAUAUUAAUAUUAAUUAUGGGUAAAAUGUAACAGUAAGAUGCUAGUGACAGUGACGUUUUCGAAAUUGAUGAAAUAUUUCGGUAUGUGCUGCAAAUAUAAGCUUUUGUUAUUGAACAUAAUUUUACACCAUCAAAAAAUCAAAAAAUAGCAAUUUUUUGCUACCUUAAACGCAAUUAUUAUGUAUUUAAAAAUAUUUUGUGUCUGUAAUAUGUUUAAAUGAUGAUUACUGUAUAGAUUUCUGUAAAGUAAAAUUCGCAUUACAGGAUGUAAAAUGACUUUUAUUAUUGAUUAAGUUUUUAAAUUUUGCUUUACGAAAAUGUAAAGCACAAUAAUGCAAGAAAAUAACAUAGAAAGAUAAACCAUCUAACUGUUAUUCACUGUAAAGACUUUAACAAUUACUUCUUUCUGAAGAGUUCGAAAACUUUUAAUUAACAUUCCAUCUCUCUUUUCAUAUUUAUCAAUGAAUUUUAGUUUAAAUUUCUUCGCUUUCUUACUUAAACGUAUUUAAAAUAUUAAAAGAGAAAAGCUAAAAUUUAUUUAUUUUUCUUCUCUUUAACAUGUAGGCAAAAUGGUAAUAAACGCAUAUACAUGUAUUUUAGACUGAAUUCUUAAAACUAAUACGUGAAGCACAUAAUUAUGCAAAUUUUGCUUUGAGUUCUUUUUUAAAGAAUUGCAUGCUAAAUAAAUAAUACGUGGCACCUUUGGCGAAUAUUGAUGAUAACAUUUCAGAGUAUAUUAAUACUGACAGUGCUACUGCAUGUAUGUCCCUAAAAGCAGUAAAAGAAAUGGCGUAUAGUUACAUUCUUCCUUAAAGAUUUUCACAGAUUUAUCAGAGAAAACAUUCUCAUCCUUUACAUGGAAAAUUUUUAUGCAUAAAGGGUAUAUAAAUUAAAAAAAAUAUUAUUUAAUAUUAUGAAAGAUUAUCCUAAAAUUUUUACAUGAUAAUUUAAUUCACAGAAUGUUUUUCCAAGGCAAAAAUCUUUCAUAGUUUUAAUCUAUUUUAUUAUAAAUUUUAAUAUUUUAUUUCUCCUGUGGAACAAACAAAUAUACAAAUGAACAAAUCGUUAAUAAUUGUAAAUGUAAGCUCAAUAAAAAGGAUUAUUAAGAAUAAUGUGUUUACGCAAAUUAACUAAACUGUAUAUAUUUACCUGUGUGUAUUAUAUUUUCUAAAUACUAUAUUUUGAUAUUAUAUUUUCCAAAUACUGCGCAAUAAAACAGUACUUAUGAUUAAGUUAUGUAGAAAGCUCGUAUGGAAUGUUUAAAAAAUGAAACAAUGCAGUUAUGUAGAAGUAAUAUAUUCGAAAUCGUAUACUUUAAUUAAAUAUUUCAUAUUCUCAGUUCAUAAAAUCAUUGCUAAUUUUGAUUUAUAAUUCACUAAUGCUACAUUAUUAAUGGGAAAGAUGUCUAUUAUUUUGCGCACAUGAUACAUUAAAAGACUCAUAUAACCAUUAUUUAUAUCUAGUAAUACUGGCCUCAAAUUUGUACGAAUGUAUUUUUGCUACUAUAGAACUCAGUUUUGUUGAUUAUUUUAUGGUUCUUCAGAACCGAAAGCAAUUUAUGUAAAGCAUCAGUAUUAGAAAGUUUACUGUAAGUAUGGAUUUCUGAAGCGUGCCUAAAAUCCUGAUUCCUUUGUACAUAAAACCAUGCAGAUUUAUGUAACUCUUGUAGAUUUUUUUUUCAAUGUCUUCUUAACAUACAUUUAUAUGAAGAUUGUUUGCAUUUAUGCACAAUAUUUGUAAAAACAUGUGUUUUUUUAUUCAUGGUAAAUAAUAAUCUUUAAAAUGGUUCUUCACCAAACUCAUUAACUUUUCAUCAAUUUCAUCACAUUUCGGCAUAUUUAAUGCCACUUUUAAGAAAUUAACUGACGUAGAAGCUCUUAAAUUCUACGACGAUUGGUUUCUAAAAGCAAUUUUGUAAAGCAAUAUUGCUAAAUCAAAAUGAGAGGUGUACAAAUGUAUGUGCCAUCUAUUUUUAUACAUUACUUUUAUACUUUUACUACUACUAUCUUCUUUAUAGAUAAUAAUCAAAAUAUAGUAGUGCAGUUUUAUUGACUGUUGAAAUAAUUUAUGACCAUUUAUAUGAACUGGCAUUUUGACACUAGUUUUGAAUUAGUAAUAUAUAGAGAAAAUGCAGCAACCUGGUGCAUAAACUAAAUACAUAUUUUGUUAAGUAUAUGAAAUCUAUGUUAAAUAAGUUUGUUGAAAAAUGCAAAAUAUGAAAUUAAAAAUACGAUGAGCAAACUGUUCUGAAAAAAGAAGAAUGCAAUUAUGUAUAUGUAUACUUUUACAAAUUGUAAAUAUUGUAAUAUUCGGGUUUCGUCGGUGAUACUCAACUAAGGCAGGGUUUUGUAAAAUCAAAAUGAUAAAUAUCUAUUCUUAUAUUUUUUCUGGUAUUUUCUGAUUUAAUAGUAAUAUAUCCUUCGUGUCUAGUCAACACCAUAUUGUUCCAAAUGUAGCGUAUUUCUUUUGCUUUGAAAUAUUGUAUUCAAAUGAAAAUAAAACUGCUGCUAUUUUUAUGUAA
This is a messenger RNA of Stegodyphus dumicola, 6446 nucleotides long. RefSeq lists its product as uncharacterized. Gene Ontology annotation, biological process: regulation of gene expression. NCBI's taxonomy places the organism in Eukaryota, Metazoa, Arthropoda, Arachnida, Araneae, Eresidae. Gene Ontology annotation, cellular component: nucleus. Gene Ontology annotation, molecular function: protein binding. The record is from RefSeq and is a predicted model, not a curated record.